This is a messenger RNA of Prorocentrum cordatum, 1541 nucleotides long. Lineage: Eukaryota; Dinophyceae; Prorocentrales; Prorocentraceae. The record is from the annotation of a GenBank genome assembly.
AGCCGUGUAUCCGGCCCAGGGUGCCCCGCCCUCUCCGAAGGCCGCCGCCUCGCGCCACCGCCCCCUUCUGCGCGCGCGCUGCCGGCUCUCGGUGCUGCGUCGCUUUCGACGUCGCCCGACUUGCGCCGCUUCGGAUGCGCGUGCCUGUGGUUACAUGCAGCGGGCGCGAGCUCAUCACCCUCGCCGCCGAGCCGUCCUGGCGCCUGCGCGAGGUGCUCGCGGCAGCGCUGGAAGAGAGCGGCGCGCUCGACUGCAGGGCGCGCGCGUUUUUUGGGAGCGCGGAGCUGUGCGGGGACACCACCCUGGCCGAUCUCGGGGUUGAGCGGCAGCCACUUGACUCUCGUGCUGACCCCGAUCCUGCGCGUGGUGUCUGGAGGCCCCAGUGGGCUGGUGAGCAUCUCCGCCACGUCCGGGGAGUGCCUCCACACGCUGGACGGCCACAGCGAGCCCGUCCGGUCCGCGGUGUUCUCGCCCGACGGGCGGGAGGUGCUGACGGCCUCCUACGACCGCACCGCGAAAGUGUGGUCCGCUGCCUCCGGCGAGUGCCUCUGCACGCUCGUGGGCCACGCCAGCCUCGUCUGGUCGGCACUCUUCUCGCCGGGCGGGCGGGAGGUCCUGACCGCCUCGGACGAUCGCACGGCCAGGGUCUGGUCUGCCUCCUCGGGGGAGUGCCUGCACGUGCUGGCGGGCCACCAGGACAGCGUGCGCGCCGCCGUGUUCUCGCCCCGCGGGCAGGACGUGCUGACCAGCUCGAGCGACGAGACGGCCAAGAUCUGGAGCGCGGCCUCCGGGGAGUGCCGGCGCACGCUGGCGGCGCGGGCCCCCGUGGGCCGACAGGGCGACGUGCAGUCCGCCCUGUUCUCGGCCGACGGCCGGAAGGUGCUCACGGCCUCGAGCGAUCGGACAGCGAGGAUUUGGUCCACGGCCUCCGGGGAGUGCCUGCGAGCGCUGCGGGGCCACCGCGCACCUGUGCGGUCGGCGGUCUUCUCGCCCGGCGGGCAGGAGGUGCUGACCGCUUCGGAGGAUCGCACGGCGAGGAUCUGGUCUGCUGCAUCUGGGGCCUGCCUGCAGAUAUCGGAUACUGGAAGGCCACGAGGGCUUCAUUCGGUGGAGGGCCAGGAGGGCAGCAUCAACACACUUUCGGAGUUUGUGUGCGGCUCUGCUUUUUCUGGGCCCUCUUCGCGGACGGCCGUGUUCUCGCCCAGCGGGCUGGAGGCGCUGACGGCCUCGGACGACCACACCGCCAGGGUCUGGUCGGUGGCCUCUGGGGCCUGCGUGCGCACGCUGGAGGGCCACGAGGGCUGCGUGCGGGCCGCGGCUUUCUCUGCCGACGGGCAGGAGGUGCUCACGGUCUCGAGCGACCGCACAGCGAGGGCCUGGUCCGCGGCGGGGGAGUGCACGUGCACGCUCGACGGCUGCGUCGCGAGCUUUGCCCCCGCGCUCCGUCCUUGUGAAAAGCCAUCGGUUGGCUGUUCCAGCCUCCGCUUCCAGGAUGGUCGACUAUGCCCCAGGAUUGUCCUCCGCACGGCCCUACCUCGACC